Molecule: messenger RNA, 5106 nt
Organism: Dioszegia hungarica
Lineage: Eukaryota; Fungi; Basidiomycota; Tremellomycetes; Tremellales; Bulleribasidiaceae
Exons: 9
Coding region: 1-5106 (1701 amino acids)
Biological process (GO): phosphorylation; phosphorelay signal transduction system
Molecular function (GO): phosphorelay sensor kinase activity
Source: RefSeq, a predicted model, not a curated record
AUGGACAGCCCCGGCGCCUCUUCCACCGGCGUGCCCAUCUCCUACCUUGAAGCCUAUCCCUACCCAUCAUGCGUAAUCGUCAUCCCCCAAGACCGAAACAAGCGGCCUCAGCUAAAGAGCCGCGAUACGGAUGUCACCGUCCGCGAGUUUGACGGCGUCUCCCCGUUAUCAAUGCCACCCCGGCCCCGCAGAACUUAUCCGGCAACCUACUGGGCGAACGAGAAAUGGUUGACCAUCAUGCAGGGGAAGGAGGUGUCUGACCGCGUGGACGAGGAGCAGGCGGAUGGGCUGUACAGCUGGGCGGAAAGGGAAAAUGUGCCAACUCCUGGCCAUCCGGGCGGAGAGUCUGUCUUUCUGCUUCGUCUCCCCGGAACGGGUCGCCUCUCCCUCGCCAAAACAAUCCUUCCUUUAUCCCCUCCCAGCAGUACGCAUGCUUUCUGCGUCAUCACGUCACAACAGAGCGAAGCGGACGCACUCGGGCUGGGCCAGCGGCGGGAAUCCGACAACACGGUCAGCCCCGGCCCCCGGUCAUCUGCGUCCUCGGACCAUACAACUACUUCCUACUUUGACACACAUCGUCCCUCGGAUGCCACCAUCAGAAGCUCGCUCUCGUCGGACGCCGGGCCCUCCGCCUCGGAGCGCACCGGUCCUUCCCCCACCCUCGGGGCCAACGGCCAGAAAGGCAAGACAGCCUCGCAGGUGACCAAAGCCUACUCGGGCAACUCCUCGAGCUCGACGAAUAGCUCGGAGAAGAGGAGGAAUCAGCGUCGCGGAAAUCGAUGGGAGGCGCCAUCGUCCGGUCUGAGAACGGUCAAAACCGAGACGGAAGAAUGUUGGGCGAUGGUCAACAGUAUUGACUGGUCAAAGACGUGUAUGGGACCAAGAGCGAAUUGGGCAGACGUGAUCGACCCAAUCUUGUCGCUCAUAUUUGAGUCGAGGUCGCAGGACUGCCUUUGGCUUGGCGAGGAUCUACACAUGCUUUACAACACCAACUACAUUGACCUCCUACCGGAACCCGGACAUCCCUACUCUUUCGGAAAGAAGGGUUCAGAGGUCUGGUCGGUCCUCAUGGACCUCCUCCAGCCGGUCUUUGAAGGCGGGUUCCGAGGUGAAUCAACCUACCGGGAGAACGAUCUCAUCAUGUAUGAUCACCUCCCCAACGGCGAACUUUGCGAGCGGUACUUUUCCUGGCGGUACAACCCCGUCAAGGGCAGCGACGGAACAAUCAUCGCCCUUUAUAAUCAGGCGACCGAAGUCACGGAUGCGGUCAUUGCGGAGCGGCGGCUCGGGACGGUCCGAGAUCUCUCGGAACAUCUGCUCGUGGCCCGUAGCACUCGGGAAUACUACGAUUCCCUCCGCUACGUCUUCGAGUACAAUCAAAAAGAGGCGCCUUUCAUGCUAGCGUACAGCGUCAAGGUCAAAAGCGAGACGGUCGUCAAUGUCGUCACGGAGCUCAGGCUGGAAACCUCGCUCGGCGUUCCCACAGGUCACCCAUCGGCCCCGCCGGCCCUACAGGUCAUCCUCGCCGCGCGGAAUCGGGCCAACUUUGGCGUCAAUGCGGACAAAUUGUCGUCCCCGACGCUUUCGGCGAUAUCGGUGCUUUCCAGCGGUAGUGGCAAUAUGAACCACGUCUCCGAGGUGGCUAGCUGGCCUAUUGGCAAAGCGCUGCAAAGCCGUCAGCCGGUCAUCGUCGACGACUGCCGCGACCUCAUCCGAGGGUAUGUCAGUCGAGCGUGGGACAUGCUGCCCAUGUCGGCUAUUGUCGUGCCCAUCUGCAGCGACUCGUCGACAGACGUUCCGGACGCGGUCAUCAUCCUCGGACUGAAUGUCCGGCGUCCCUACGACGCCGACUAUGACGGCUGGAUCCACGUCGUACGGUCGCAACUUACCAACUCGCUCACCGCGGUCAAAGCGGCCGAGGCGGAGACGGAACGUCGGGCGGAGAGUGACCGGAUGGAACGGGCCAAGGCGGCCUGGUUCCGCGGUGCAGCGCACGACCUCCGGAGUCCGCUCACGCUCGUCGCUGGUCCGCUCGAUGACGUCCUCGGAUCGACCCUCACGCACACUCAACGUUCCUCCCUUGGCACAGCCAAGCGCAACGUUGACCGUCUCCUUCGGCUCGUCAAUACCCUCAUGGACUUUUCCAGGGUCGAGGCGGGUCGUAUGGAGGGGCAAUUCGUGCCGCUCGAUCUUGGCGUAUUCGUCAGCGAGCUCGCGGUGAUCUUCCGUCCCGCAGUGGAGCGGCUCAAGAUCGAGUACCACAUCUCCAUCGAGGCCAGCCCUCACCUGGUCUACGUUGAUCCCUCCCUUUUGGAGACGGUCAUCUCCAACCUCAUCGGAAACGCCAUUAAAUACACAGAGUCGGGGUCCAUUACGGUCCGCCUGACCUACGGCGAGAUGGCGGAGAUCAGCGUGAUCGAUACGGGUACCGGUAUUCCUCGGGGUGAGGUCCACGCGGUCACGGAGUGGUAUCAUCGGGCGACCACGGCUAUCCACUCUGGUACGCAGGGCUCCGGGCUGGGCUUGGCGCUCGCUCGAGAAUUCCUCCAUCUGCACGGAGGGGAGCUCACGGUCACCUCCAAAUUCGGUCCCGAGUGCAACGGCGAGCACGGCUCGGUCUUUACCGCUCAGCUUCCCCUCACCGAGAAGGCCUCCUCAGCCGCAUUCUCGGGGAACAAAAUCGGGACGUACGGCAUGCAAGUCGCCCAUGAGGCUAUGCGAUGGGUCAAGCCUACCGAUUCAGACACGGAUACGGCGUCGAAUCACAGCGAUACGGCGUCCGAUACCUACACCAAUGGUACUUCUCGGUCACCCGAAGGCAGCGGUCUUCUCUUUGAAAAGACCGAUACCAUCCUCCUCGUCGAGGAUAGCCUGGACAUGCGCAACUACAUCAAACAGAUCUUCUCUCCCUACUGCACCGUCAUUGAGGCGAAAAAUGGGGAAGAGGGUCUGAAACUCGCUAUUCAACAUCAACCCAACGUCAUCCUCUCGGACUACAUGAUGCCAAAAAUGACGGGGAUGGAAAUGCUGAGGGCAAUCCGGCAGGAGGAGUCGCUCAGAUACACUCCGUUCGUCCUGACCUCGGCGGUGGCGGGCGAGGAAAUCAAGGUGGACGCCUUGCUGGCGGGGGCGGAGGACUACAUUCCCAAGCCGUUCAAGCCGAAGGAGUUACUGGCGCGAGUGCACCUCCAGCUUCAACUUGGCAAGAAGCGGGUCAAGCUGGAGAUGGCGUAUGAGCAGCGGCAAGGGGAAAUCUCCGUCCUCAGCGACUAUUGUCCGACGGGUAUCAUGCGGGGCGACAUCGAAGGGCAUAUUACCUACGCCAACAAUUCAUGGCGGGAGAUGGCGGGUAUGCCCCCCGGCGCCGAUCCCGAUACCUGGACUGAUUACACCGAAGCGUCGGUCGUGGAAUAUCUUUGGCCGCUUUGGACGGAAUGGCUGCGGGGCGACGAGAAGGAGUUGACGGCUGGAUGGAGAUGGCUUUCCGGGCGAAAGGUGUCGGCGAGAUUUGUCAGGUUGGACCGGGCCGUUCCCGGGAUGGCGCCUGGGGUGCUGGGUUGCAUCACGGAUGUGACGCAUGAGGAGGAGCGGUUGGCGGAGGCGGAGAAGCGGAGAAUAGAGGCCGAGGAGAGCAAGCAUCAGCAGGAGUUGCUCAUCGACUUGACCAGUCACGAAAUCCGCACGCCCGUCUCGGCCAUCCUCCAAUGCUCGUCCCUGGUCAAGGAGAAUCUCGUCUCGCUCUUCGACUCGCUUAAACUGGCGUCGUCGAUGCAGUCGGGGUUCAAGCCGACGCACGAGUUACUGGCGGAUAUUGAGGAGGACAUCGAGGCGUUAGAAAGCAUCUAUCAGUGCGGUCUUGUCCAGGAACGCAUCGCCGGCGAUAUCCUGUCUCUCGCUCGCAUCCAACUCGACAUGCUGUCCCUGCAUGAUAUCGGGAUGGACGUCCGCACCGAGGCUCGCAAGGUCCUCUCCGUAUUUGCCUCCGAGGCAAAGAUGAAGAAGAUCGAGUUGGCGUUGGAGUUUGGCGAGACGUUUGACGUUGCCAAAGUAUGGGGGAUCAAGACGGACCCUGUCCGUCUCGGCCAGGUCGUCACCAAUCUCAUCUCGAACGCUAUACGCUUCACCGCCGCGAGCGACGUCCGCAAAAUUACCGUCCGGUACGAGGUAUCCUUUGCGCCACCUGCGGAGGAGACAUGCGCUUUGCCUGGGUCGAUUGCUCUGCCGAGCCAGCUACCCGCACCAGAGGACACGGACAUCUGGCUAUUUGUCAGUGUGAGGGAUACCGGACCCGGCUUGGGGCCAAAGGAAUUGGCACUUUUGUUCAAGCGGUUCUCUCAGGGCAACAAGAUGAUACACACUCGAUACGGUGGAUCUGGUCUGGGUCUCUUUAUCUGCAGAAAAAUCACCGAGCUCCUAGGCGGCCGUAUCGAAGUCCAAUCUCAGCUUGGCGACGGUUCGGUAUUCCGAUUCUUCAUCAAGACCAGCACGGUCGCUCCGCCCGUCCGGCCAGCCCUUUCAGUCGGCGCUCUCGCUGCUCACAACGCGCAAGGCUCGAACAAUGACAUCACGGAGACCGUUGGCAGCAGCAUGAGCAUGACAUCGACGAGCACGGUACCCAAGGCGACGGGCUCGCCACCUCCCGAGGGGACCGAGCACAUGCACAUCCUGAUCGUUGAGGACAACAUUAUCAACCAAACGGUGUUGAAGCGGCAGAUCAUCAAGGCGGGCUUGACGUGUGAUGUCGCCAACAAUGGUCUCGAAGCGCUCAACCUCGUCCGAGAGACGGAUCGGUCGAUCAAGCGAGGAGGGCCAAAGAUGAGGAAGCGAUAUGACUGCGUAUUGAUGGAUCUGGAAAUGCCCGUCAUGGACGGUCUGACGGCCAUUCGCGAAAUUCGAAAGGCAGAAAAGGCGGGGACACUUGCGAGGAACAUGGUCAUUGCCUUGACGGGUAAUGCUCGUCAGGGUCAAAUUGAUCAGGCCCUGGAGGCUGGGAUGGACGACGUCGUGAUCAAGCCCUAUGUCCUGGGCAACUUGUUGAAGAAGAUCAAGGCCAUCACCAUCAAGAGAUUAGAGAUAGAAGUGGGUGCUGCAUUUGAGGACAAAUGA